Molecule: messenger RNA, 468 nt
Organism: Gastrolobium bilobum
Lineage: Eukaryota; Viridiplantae; Streptophyta; Magnoliopsida; Fabales; Fabaceae
Product: MLP-like protein 34
Exons: 2
Coding region: 1-468 (155 amino acids)
Biological process (GO): defense response
Source: RefSeq, a predicted model, not a curated record
AUGGAGUCUCAAGUUGAAAAGCUGGAAACUAGUGUUCACAUUAAGGCCUCUGCUGUGCAGUUCCAUGAUGUUGUCUGCAACAGGACACACCAUCUUAGAAAUAUUUGCCCUGAAAAAGUACAGGGUGUUGAAAUUCUUGAAGGUGAAUGGGGCACUGAGGGAUCCAUCAUAUUCUGGAAUUAUGUUAUUGAUGGAAAAGCUUGUGUGGCUAAGGAGGCGGUUGAAGCCAUAGACAAAGGAAACAAUAAAACCACAUUCAAAGUGUUGGAAGGAGAUCUGCUGCAGCAUUACAAGAGCUUCAAUUUCAUAAUUCAAGUUAUUCCACAGAAAGAGGGUAGCAUGGUGCACUGGACCAUGGAAUAUGAGAAGCUAAAAGACCACUUCCCUGACCCUCACUCCUUAUUGCAGUGGGCAAUUGAGCUCAUCAGAGACAUUGAUGCUCAUCUUAUUACCCAGGACCAGAAAUAG